AUGAGAGAACAAGUCAAAGCAAGCUAUGAUGACAGCCACAGGGGCUGCACCCUGGGCCUGCGCCUGGGCCGCGGGCGAGGGGCGACGGACCGCGGGGCGCUCAUCUGGCUCUGCUACGACGCGCUGGUGCACUUCGCGCUGGAGAGAGUGGGCAAGACCACGAACAAGGAGAGCCCUUUUGUCUACUUGUCUUUAGUAGGAAACGUUGCAAAUUCCGAUGGCUUGAUUGCUUCUUUAUGGAAAGAAUAUGGCAAAGCUGAUGCAAGAUGGGUUUAUUUUGAUCCAACCAUUGUGUCUGUGGAAAUUCUGACCGUCGCCCUGGAUGGGUCUCUGGCAUUGUUCCUCAUUUAUGCCAUAGUCAAAGAAAAAUAUUACCGGCAUUUCCUGCAGAUCACCCUGUGCGUGUGCGAGAUGUAUGGCUGCUGGAUGACCUUCCUCCCAGAGUGGCUCACCAGAAGCCCCAACCUCAACACCAGCAACUGGCUGUACUGUUGGCUUUACCUGUUUUUUUUUUUUAACGGUGUGUGGGUUCUGAUCCCAGGACUGCUACUAUGGCAGUCAUGGAUAGGACUCAAGAAAAUGCAUCAGAAAGAAACCAGUUCAGUGAAAAAGUUUCAGUGGACUUUCAAAACCAUAAACACCAUUAUCUAACUUCAUGAGCCAGAAUGAAUCAAAUCUUUUUGUUUGGCCAAAAUGUAA
Gorilla gorilla gorilla (western lowland gorilla) is the source of this 699-nucleotide messenger RNA. RefSeq names its product emopamil-binding protein-like. The transcript is spliced from 3 exons. NCBI's taxonomy places the organism in Eukaryota, Metazoa, Chordata, Mammalia, Primates, Hominidae. Gene Ontology annotation, biological process: sterol metabolic process. Gene Ontology annotation, cellular component: endoplasmic reticulum; membrane. Gene Ontology annotation, molecular function: cholestenol delta-isomerase activity. The record is from RefSeq and is a predicted model, not a curated record. Bases 1 to 651 code for a protein of 216 amino acids.